GUUGAAACGAAAGCGGAAAGCCAACUGGAACGAAUCGCAUCCGAAAGCAGAACCAAAAAAAGAUGAAGCUCGUCAAAUUUCUACAAAAGCUCAAUCGGGAGCAAGUAACCAUCGAGUUAAAGAAUGGAACCGUGGUUCAAGGAACCGUGGUGGGUGUGGAUGCCACGAUGAAUUGCCAUCUCAAGAAGGCUAAAGUGACCGUGUACGUGAUUCUGGGACGAUCUUGCCUGUAGUUUUUUGCUUGGUAGCGAAAGCGGUGUGGUCGAACGUGCAGCGAUUGAACAGACAGGGCGUUUCUUGUGUGGCGGAGCGAACCGAGCAAAACUGAGUCGGCGCGACGAUUGUUCCGUCCUUCCGUGUCUUGCUGUAUACACAUUUGAUCGCCUGCGCAUCAUGUGUCACGAGACAAAGCAGUCGUGGUAACCACGAGGAUCCUUCGUCUUUGAAUUGCACCGCGUUUGUGUGUUUACCCCCGCUGUGCGUUCCUUCCUACAUUUAAUUCCUAAACGGACGAAAGAACUCUGUGUCACUCACUUGCUACACUCUUGCGCAUGCGCAAUCCUGUUUCGUUUCUUUCUUUGCGUUUUCUUUUGCACCUUUUCUUUGGACCAUCCUCUGUUGGGAAACACUGACUCGCGCCUGCAGGCGCGGGAAAAAUCCUACAUCGUAUUCCACGCUCUCGGUGAGAGGGUCCACGAUGAGAGCCUGGCUGCUUCCCGAAAGCCUCAAUCUGGAUGCGUUGCUCGUCGACGACACCCCUAAGAAAAACACGGCCGUGGCGAAACCUAUGGAUACAGGUCGAGGACGGGGAAGAGGUCGAGGAAGAGGCCGCCGAUAAGAAAAACGCUACAAGUAAAAGAAAACAAUUUACCAGUAGGCAGGUGUUCCAUUAGGGGUUGCUUUGUUGCCAUGUCAUUGUGGAAGAAAGCAGGGAAAGUCGAUUUACGCGUAUAUAUUUGUUGGUCGCACCGAUCGAUAGUUUAGUUUCGAGGAACAGAAACAAGAACCAUUUACGCGACCGUUGAGAGUGGACAAGCAGGGGUGCGUGUCUGUUUUAACAGAUUCUUCACGAUCUAGGGUCACGAAAAACGGAUGUCGUGGAACCUUCUAAUUGAAGAAAUGCUCUAUUAGUCUCGUGUAUGGACCAGGAAGGCUUUCUUUCAUAACAAAAAACAUUCAUAAUUCUUCAGCUUUGUCUAGGAACAACCAAUCCACCAACCACGGGUGUCUUCUAUUUUCCAGUCUUUGUCAUUGUUCCUGUCCAAUCCAGCGUGCACGUACUCUAGUGUCAGAAAAACCAUUGCAAGAAUCUUUUUCGCAUCUCCAUCGGCCGUGGCUUUUUUUCCUAGCCUCAUUAAAAGCCCAGCGACCAUAGUUUCUUUGGAACUUUUUCGGAUAUCGGUUGUCUUCGGUGCGUUCUCCUCGCCAUGGCGACGAACGUGAUUCUAAACACUCUGGCGCACCUUGCCGCUUGUGGUCCAUGCACCGGAACCUUUGGACGAUGGAAGGCCGGCCUCCAGGACGACGACGCAGAUCUCUGGAACGACCUGACGCUUGUCAACUCUGUUCCGGGACCGAAGCCUCCCGCCAUUCCAAGGGUGGUCGAAGUUGUCUCGGUUUCCGGUGACGAUCUCUCUACCCUGGCCUACGAAACGGUGUCCAGCCACCAGCGCUCCCAUUCCCGCGGCCGUGGGCAUCGCAGCGGAUCCCGCCACCCGGCCCCGAUCGAGGAAGAAAAGUCCACCUCGCCGUCGCUGAAGCGAACGAGGAAGGCGCAUCUUCGCGGGGCGGAUUCCAGGAACCACGGGGAUUCGGAUCUCGAACUCGAACAAGCCCUGGAAGACAUUGGGCUCGAAGACGACAGGGGAGCGAGCCGGGGGGGCGGCGAUGCCGAGCUGGAGAGCAUCAUGGGCCCGCGGUCCUACGCCAGCGAAACGAGCCGGGGCCCGCGAUCCCACCUCGGAAGCACGGGCCGGAGCAUCCAGAGGCGCAUCCCCUCGUCCCACACCGCUCCGGUGCGCCUCUCGGCCUCCGAGGCCCACCGCCCACCGUCGCUCCUCCAGCAGAAGCGGGAAGAAUACCACUGCGCCUAUGCGGUCGUUGCGGCCAGCGGAAGCCUCGGGGGCGGGAGCCAGCGGUCGUCUCGUUCGACGAACGCGUCGACGACCACGAGCCGGGAAGAUUCGAAGGAAGAGCAGCUGGAGCUCUGGGACAGCUUUGGGGACGAACUCCCGGAUUCUUGUCGGAGCUACGAUUGCGGGUACAAGAAGAGCGAGGCCGACGAAGAAGAUUACCACGACGAUGGAUCCAGUUACUCUAGCGUGCACCGGAAGCUGUCCUUUUAUCGCAAGAGCACGAAACGAAGCACGCUGUUUCGAAGCAGCAGCAACAACAGCAAGAGCAAGAGCAACCACCACCAUCUUUCCACCAAGAAGGGAGCCAAUCGCGGCGACAAAGACUGGCUGCUGGGUCUGGAACACGGUGGAUCUUCUACCGACGACACCUAUUCUACCGUUCUGACACAGAAUUGCAGCAGCCACUCCCGCAAUAGCUAUCGCAGUAGCAGCAGCCAGCACAAGAAAUACAAGCCGAUCUUUUGACCCCCGAUUGUAUGUACUUUUGAAAGAUCGAUUCCAUAAUAAUAUACUGUACUAGAC
Messenger RNA from Pseudo-nitzschia multistriata, 2657 nucleotides. Lineage: Eukaryota; Bacillariophyta; Bacillariophyceae; Bacillariales; Bacillariaceae. The record is from the annotation of a GenBank genome assembly.